AUACUUUGUUAUGCAAUUUUACUGCCAAGUGUUGACAAUGGAUGGUCCGCAACUUAGCGAUCAGCAGCUGCGCGAACUUGGAGUGACUUUCCACGAGCCGACUUUACCGGCCAUACGCGAAACAGUUGUCAUAGAAGGCCGAAGAUGCAGGGUCUUUCGUUCGGAAGCUGAACGUAAAGCGAGUUUAGAAGCUUGUAAAGUAGAAGUCGUGAAGAAUUGCUUGAAUGGUGCAAGGAGCUCCUGCGUCAUGAAGGCCAUGGACACGUGUCGAGGACCGGCUUGGCGUCGCUGGCUUCCCUUCCUGCCAGGCGCUAAAGACCCCAGGAACAUGGAGGCAUGCGAAGCACGCGUUGUCGAGGAGUGCCUUUCGGGCGCUGCUGAGGGCUGUACGACCCAUGCCGCCCAGCUGUGCGCCCAGUCGCACCCCUCCCGCAUGUGGCUGGAGUGAGGGGAGCGCUCUUCAACUGCUGGCAGUUGACAACACACGCAUUCCGUCCCAGUUGCGACUGGAAGAUCUCGGGGGCAGCUGAGAGAGGGCUCAUGGCUGUGGCUCUUGUAGAGGCGGUGGCAAAGGCUGUUUUUGGGAGAGCCGUCGAGCUCUAGGAGCAGCUGGUUCCGUACUGUCGUACCUCCUUUGUGCCUUUCCUACGUCAACCACCUUGGGAUGUCUCCCGAUCGUUAUCGCAUCGGACUUUUGGACGACACGGCUUUGUGCAAACGACUAUGCUUCUGUGGUUGGCUUGGGGUUGGCUACCCGGGUUGAAGCGGGGCAGGGGGGGUGGGGGCACUCAGGGCGCUCAAGCCGGCAGCCAGGCAGCCAGGCAGCCAGGCAGCCAGGCAGCCAGGCAGCCAGGCAGCCAGGCAGCCAGGCAGCCAGGCAGCCAGGCAGCCAGGCAGCCAGGCGCAUCCGGGUGUUAAGGGAACUGGUCGCGAGCCUAUGUAACGUACUGGGCUUGUCGGAAGAUAAUGUCGGAAGAUGAUGUCAUAACAGGAGCGCUCGCGUGUGUGUCUGCGUCUGUAUCUUUGCGUGGUGAUGGCGGCGAUGGGGGGGCUUACUGGGGCGCAUGCAGCACCCGUGUGCGGGAUGUGAUGGGGUGACAGACGCAACACCCGGUGGUGGGGCGUGGAUGGCCCGCGCGGAGCCACUCAGUAUGAGACGACGCCUUUGGGAGCGCCGCUCGCAUGCAGUGUGGGAGCGGUGCGUAGUUGAGCGGAAACAAGAGCAAGCAUUUGGGAUAGGUCCGCAUGUGAACCGCAAGUACAAGCAAAACAGAGGUAAAACAGAGGUAACCAGACCUGAACCAUUAUGCAAAACUGCUUAAAUAGCUGGUGCUGGAUGUAAGAAGAGCGGUGUGUUGACGACGCAUGUCGGUGAUGCUGAUGGUGUCGGA
Molecule: messenger RNA, 1391 nt
Organism: Astrephomene gubernaculifera
Lineage: Eukaryota; Viridiplantae; Chlorophyta; Chlorophyceae; Chlamydomonadales; Astrephomenaceae
Source: the annotation of a GenBank genome assembly